AUGGAUAUGCUGGACCGCAUGAAGGUGACUCGAGCUGUCGUAAAGGAAGCCCUGCGACUUCGUACACCAGCCAUUGCGCUGCCUCGAACCGUCAAGAAGGACUUCCCGCUCACGCCUGGAUUUAUAGCUAAGAGGGGUCAGUUGCUCAUGCCGUCGGUCUGGAAGAUCACGCAUGAUCCUGUUGCCUAUCCUGACCCAGAUGCAUUCAAGCCAGAGAGAUGGCUCUUCGGUGACGCAGAGCGCCAGACGAAGAAUUGGGUUGUCUUUGGAUCCGACCCACAUUCGUGCAUGGGAAAGGUGUAUGCAAUGGCCCACCUGAUGACCUUGAUCGGAAAGGCCAGCAUUGAGCGAUGA
Zasmidium cellare ATCC 36951 is the source of this 354-nucleotide messenger RNA. RefSeq lists its product as uncharacterized. The record is from RefSeq and is a predicted model, not a curated record. Gene Ontology annotation, molecular function: oxidoreductase activity, acting on paired donors, with incorporation or reduction of molecular oxygen; heme binding; iron ion binding. Gene Ontology annotation, biological process: sterol metabolic process. NCBI's taxonomy places the organism in Eukaryota, Fungi, Ascomycota, Dothideomycetes, Mycosphaerellales, Mycosphaerellaceae. The transcript has a single exon. Bases 1 to 354 code for a protein of 117 amino acids.